AGUGCUAAAGCAAAGGCUGGAGCUACAGGACAGGGAGGAGGAGUCUCUUCCUCUCACCAUCCUUUCUUCCUCCUCUCCUCCCUUGCCUGUCUCUCCAUGAGUAAAGCUGCAGCGUUCUGCAAUAAUCAACUGCCUGUGAGGAUUAACAGGACAAGCGAGGUGCCAUGGGCCAGCUCUGCUGCUUUCCAUUCUCCAGAGACGAGGAGAAAAUCAUUUUCUGGCAGCUUCUUUCUUUUACCAGACAAGGUCAAAAGAAUGGGAGAGAACCAGAUGAUGCAGAACUUGUGAGUUUGAGCAAGAGGCUGGUGGAAAAUGCAGUACUAAAGGCUGUACAGCAGUACAUAGAAGAGUCACAGGCCAAAGCCAGACAGACAGAUGGGAUAUUGCUGGAAGCUUCCAAUAGCGAGAAAACUGAAAAUAACACAGUCAUGGCACAAUGAGAACAGCUUUGACCUGAAAGUAAAUACCUAAACUUGAAACUCCGCCAAUACCAACUGAGUGACUGUUGGUUUCCUAAACAGACAGAUACUGUAUGCAUAAUACAUUUGGAUAUUAUUUCCACAGAAUGUCUAGGCAAAAGUAUGGCUUUCUGGCAGACUUUGUGAUAAUCUAAAACACUGUAAAUUGGAAUCAGCAACCUUCUUGCAAGGUGAAUAAUUACGUGGAUUUUUUUUUUUUUUUUUUUUUGGAGGAGAAUUUUGUGACAUCAAAAAUGAACGGCCAUCCAAGAGACCUUCCAACUAGAGGGAGCCAUGACUUUCUUUGUGUUCACUAGGGAUGUAGAAUUUCUUUUAUUUGCAGCUGGAGGUUCCAAUCACAUUACUGCUUUUGCAACAGCAAUCUUCAAAAGCUAUGCUAAUUUCCUCACUGGAUGUUUUAUCAGAGAUAAUAUAUUGGCAAUUCCGUGUUGUAUUGGAUUCUCUAAUGUUUUGUGAUACUAUGCAGUAUUUCUCAAUAACAUUUGAUCAUAAAAUUAAUCUAUUUUUGACACGUAGCACCUUUUUAAUAUAAACUGUGGCCAAAUGCUGAUGCUUGUAUUAAAUCUUUCUUUCAACUGAA
This is a messenger RNA of Xenopus laevis (African clawed frog), 1059 nucleotides long. It is a transcript of the gene akap7.2.L, whose product is annotated as A-kinase anchoring protein 7 gene 2 L homeolog. The record is from RefSeq and is a predicted model, not a curated record. Bases 165 to 440 code for a protein of 91 amino acids. The transcript has 3 exons. NCBI's taxonomy places the organism in Eukaryota, Metazoa, Chordata, Amphibia, Anura, Pipidae.